This is a messenger RNA of Tricharina praecox, 596 nucleotides long. RefSeq lists its product as uncharacterized. The transcript has a single exon. Bases 222 to 524 code for a protein of 100 amino acids. The record is from RefSeq and is a predicted model, not a curated record. NCBI's taxonomy places the organism in Eukaryota, Fungi, Ascomycota, Pezizomycetes, Pezizales, Pyronemataceae.
AACGUGAGAACAGUUGUGGUUUUCCGAAUGUUUCUGUAUUUUUCGACCGACGGCAACAGUUGUUUGUUUUUUGCGUGCGCGUCAUACCAUCGGAGUUAAUUGCUUAGGAAGGAGUUGUCGUCGUUGGUUGCAUUGUGGUUCUUACCAAGAUCCUGGCGUCGGCACUGGAGGUUCUCAUUUUUCGGGAGUUGGAGAGGAAGAGACCGCCCUCUGAUUGGUUGAUGACGUCCGUGAGGACUGGUGGUUCGAUGGCUUUUUUCCUGUCAUGCUUUUUUUGUUCCUUCACCAGUAGUGUCGUUUUCUUUCUUUCUUCUGCUUCUUCUUUUUCUUCUUCUCGUUCGGUCCUCGGUCGAGAGAAUUGUCCUUGUACAGUUCCCUCUGCCUUUCUCCCUUCUAGAUGUCAGUGCGCAGAACGAUGCAGUGGUGGUGGUUGUCGUUCGUAUGUACCGGUUCCUGCCACCCGUGAAUCAUCAUCCAUCAUUCGCCUAGCUAUCAUCCAUAGGGCUGUGGACGUACCUGCAUGAUGAUGGCGUGGCGCAUAGCUGGCAAUCGCAGAGAACACCGGCGUGUAUGUCGAAAUCGAAGAAAUCCCCAGC